Molecule: messenger RNA, 6994 nt
Organism: Porites evermanni
Lineage: Eukaryota; Metazoa; Cnidaria; Anthozoa; Scleractinia; Poritidae
Source: the annotation of a GenBank genome assembly
AUGGAUGAAGAAACGACUCAAGGACCCAUAGAAAAGGAAGACGGAAGUUCAGAUUUGAUGCGAACAGAAAAAUUAGAAAUGACAUCAAGCGUUGAAAACGAAACUCUCUUUGAAGAGAACAUUGAUAAGUCGUCGUUCUUGGAAAACAUCAACAAAUCAGGGGCGGAAGACAACAACUAUAAGCCAGAUAUUGUAACUGCUUGUGAAGCAUUUGAUGAUAACACAUCCGAACACUUCAACAGUGAACCUGAAGAACUGGAAAACGACGAGAGAGAUGAAGGAGUAGGAUCGUUACUAGAUGAGAUGUCAGCAAGUGCUGACCUAGAGACAACCGCAAGUCUGGAGGGCGACACGACACAGAUUGUGGAAAAUGAUGUUGACGUGGCAGGCAAUAACGGAGUCAGGGGGUAUAGCACUAUCGAAAACGAAGCGUCGAAAGAGGAACAUGAGGAUAAAAGUGAUGAUACACAAGAAGAAUAUGGUUUAUUAAUAGAAGAAGAAAUAACAACAGAUUUUAAAGACGGUUCCAGUGGACCCAAAAAUGAGUUUGCCAACCCGGACGCAAACGAUAGUUUGCCAGAGUUAACUGCUGAAACAAGUGAGGACGACGUAUCGUUACAAUAUGCAGCGAAUAAGAAUGGUGCCAAAGAUGGUAGAGAUGACAGUUUUUUUGACGAGGAUAAUUAUGACGAUAUAAAACCACACCUCAGUUCAGCUAAAAAGAGAGAGUUGGCAGAGAAUGAAGAUGGACUUUUGCAAGUAUCCGACAGUGAAACUCUGACACCCAAAGACGAAAACAUUGAAAGGGAAAAUUCCCCUGUUUACAAAGAAGCAAGUCAGAACGUACUAGAAAAUAAUAAAGAGUUUGAGAUGUCUGAUUCGAACGUUAAAAAAGUGUUACCCGACGACAAUACAGAUUACCUGCAAGAAUAUGGCAAGGAGCUUUCUCAAAAUGGCGCAGCAAAUGUCCUCCCAGAUCAAGAAACGGAGAACACUUUUCCAUUCACUAAAGACGAAGCAGACGUGCCAGGAACAAGGGAAACCUGGACAAAUGACGAUGCAGGAGAGCAGGAGAGCUGUAUUUCUGAGGAAGAAAAUCGGUUUAAGGGUGACGACAAACAAUUACCACACAGCAGAGGUAACACAGGAGGACAUCAAAGCCAGGAGGAUGAACCGCAAAUGAAGAAUCCCCCGCUGCAUUCUAAGUCGCAGAGUAAUGGUGAAAUAACGCCACCAUCUGAUGACCUGCUACAAAAUAGAGGAGAGGAUGGAGAAAGUGGUUUGCCUUUAAAAGAUGACGCCACCAGACAACUGAGCGGGGAUUGGUUCUAUGCUGACGAUGAUAUGUCUUCAAUAUUUUCUGAUGACGGCCGAGAUAUAUCCUCUGUUAUCCAGGAAAACAGUAUUCUACGAGAGGCCAUGAUUCACUUAAGGAACGAAAACCCAGGAGGAUUUACCGACACAGUCAGCGAAACAUCAGACGACAAUGACGAUCUGUAUCCUUACGGAACCCAGGCGCCAACGAACAAAUUUAUUGCAGAUAGAGAUUUUGACGAUGCACGGCUGAAUGAGGUACUGAGAGAGAAAAGGGAGGCUCAGGCAAAAAUGCGACAGUUAGAAAGAGAAAAGGCGUCGGCUGAUAGGAGGUACCGACAAGACAAAAUGGAAAGAGAUUUCCUAGAAGAAAGAUUCGCGUUUAAAGCAUCUCAACUCGAAGAGGAAAUACGAUGUUUAAAACAAGAAAACCAGCGGCUUAAACGUGGGGGUCCACAAGUCAAAGGAACAGCCUCUGCUUCUGAAAAUAAGACUCAUGGUGCUCCAAAAACACCUGAAACGGACUCACUUAGCGAAAACGGAGAAGGCAGUAUUCCAGAGAAAAAUGGUUUUGCUAAAGAUAUCGCCAUUUUGGCAAAGGAAAACGAGAAGUUAAGCGAAAUAAUAGACCACCUGCUUGAGUCUCCCAGAGAUGAUUCUCUUAACGAUUUCGUUGACACUUUAGAUAAAUAUGUACCCAAAGAAGAAUACAUUAGAGUUGAAAAUGAAAAGUUUAAGCUGGAGACCGUGCUAAGAGAAAAGGAAAGACAUAUAAAGGAACAGGAACGAGUUCUCGAAGAGACUAGAUUUGACUUGGAGGAAGAAAAUGAAAUUCUGAGAGAAAAUUUGAGAAAGGCCGAAAAUAAGAAUAAAGAAAAAGGAAAACUUUUGAGCCAGUAUGAAAUUAAAAUGAUGGAAGUCAAGACGAAAUUUACAGAAAAGGUUAGCAAGCUGGAGAGCAAACUGGACCAAGAGAUUUCAAAAAAGAACAAACUGGAGUCCGUCAUAAUAAAUCUUAAGAAAUGUAACGAAAAUUUCGAUAAAGAAAUUCAAGGCUUGAAAAAUCGAGUGAAGAAGCUUCAGAAUAAUGAGCUUGAACUGGAAGAAAAGAAUCGACGUGAAAAGGCCGACGUUGAAGGCCGUUUAAGCAAGGAAGCCGACGAGAAAGCAAAGCUCGGAAAGAACGUGGAGGCACUUUUACAAGACCUAAUGCAAAUGAAGAACAAGAUGCUUGAAGAGACGGAAAAGCAUCGCAACGAGAAGGAACAACUAAGGUCACACUUCGAAAACGAGAGAGCUAAGAUGGCGGAAGCACAAGAAAGGGAUAACCGUCGAAUCAUGUUUGAGUUGGAGGAAGAAAAAAAGCGAAACGAACAGCUGAAGAAACGCAUGGCAGAGAUUCCAGGCGAAACGAUCGUUGCAGUUAUGGAAAAGAAGACUGAGGCUGGACUCUUUGAAAGCACCUUCAAUGGCAUUGAGCCAGACUUAGUAGAAAGAACACCUGAAGAAGUGCAAUUCAUAGAUCUUGAGAAGAAUAACGUUACUGCUAUAAACGAACUACCAGCUAGAAAUGAAGCACUGACUGGAUAUAAGCCUUUAGAAGAUAAUACAGGGAGUAUUAAUAACCUGCAGAAGAAACUGGCGGAGAUGACAAAAUUCAACAGCAUCGUGCAACGAAGAAACAAAGAAAUCGAGGAGGAAAACAUUAAUUUAAAGGAAAAGAUGGAGCGAGUUGGAAGAGACGUACACAAGUUAAAAGAACUCGAAGAUAGAAAUGAAGAGCUACAAGAGGAAAUGGGUCGAAACGCAAAAAAACGAAACGAACUACAAAAGAAACAGUCAGAAAUGAUGGAAGAAAUCGAGGACAUUUCUCACAAGUUAAGCAAGGUCGAAGGGAAUAAUUGUGAUCUCUCAAAUGAAGUUGAAAGACUGACAAAGAAGAUAAAAACUAUGGAACAAGAAUUCGCAGAAGAAAAGGCAAAGUUGGUAUUCUCUCUAGAAAAUGAAAAAUCAAGCGCUCUCAACGAAACGGAGAAACGAUUAAACGAAGACAAGGCAAAAAUAAAGAAACUGGAGAGGGAGAUUGAUGAUUUAAACUCGGACAUUAAAACUCUUAAAGACGCCAAAAGAGCAGCCGAAGAAAAGUUUGUUAAUGAUACACGAGAACUUGUCGAUAGACAUAAUUCAGAGAUUGCAAACGAAAGGGAGAGGUACCGCCAGCUACAGGAUGAACUGAACAACAACGCUGGAGCUGUAAGAAGAAUCACUGAAGAGUGGGAACAAAUGCUCCGAAAAUCGGUGAAUCGUUAUGAAGAGGAUGUACAAAAAAAUGAAGAAGAACGAAGGAAAAUGGCCGAUGAUUUUCAACGACAGAAAGAAGAAAUGAAGUCUAGAUUUGAAAGAGAAAAGGGGAAGUUGGAAGUAAGAGUACAAGAAAUCGAGCGAAUGAGAAGAUCUCCAUUCGAGCUUGAAGUAAUACAGGAAACUACAGCCGAAUUUUCCGAAAAUCCACAGCAUUACAUACAAGACGACGGUAAUGAAGAUUUUAAUGAGGACAAAAGCCACAUUAGUAACAUUCUAGCAGAGAAACACGCAAAGAUACGAUCUCUUGUCGCACAGAAACAGAAGUUGGAGCAAAAACUGGAGCAAAUGCAGAAAAGCUUCGAGGAUGAAAAGAAAGAUUUAUGCCAGGAAUACAAGAGAGAAAAACAGAAACUCGAAGAAGUACUUGCAGACGACUACAAAAGAAGACUGGAAGAAAGUAAAAGAUACUACGAAAGUCUCCUAGAUGAUGAACGAAAAAAAUACGAGAAGAAGGAAGAAGAACUACAAAAUAAGUUUAGGAGAGAAAGAAAAGAACUGGAAGAAAAACUGAAACAAGAGCUUUCUAACGACUUGUCUUCAAGGAGCGCCGGGCUUGAGAACAAAAUUCAAGAUCUGGUUUCGCAAAAGGUGCAGGAGCAGAAGGAAAUAACAAAGACCGUUGAGACACAAAUGAGAAACAGGCUGAAGGACAUACAGAACGAAAAAAAUGAGAAUAAACGACAAUUCGAGAGAGAAAAGAAGCUAUUGGAAGCCACUAUUCAAGCCCUGACGAAAGAGUUAGCUAAAGCUAAGCAGGAGAAAAAAGAUUUCAAGAAGAAACAGAAAAAGGAUAAGGCAGAGUUAGAGGAAGCGUUUGAAAGCGAAAAGAGAGAGAUGAAGCAGAUGUGGGAGAAGGGAAAAGUGGACACGAUCAAUCGAAUCGAAGAGGAAUGGUCAGAAAAGUUAAAAACCGAACAGAUAAAAACAGAGAUCUUUAAAGAAGAACUACAGGAAAACUAUAAAGCCAAACUUAAACAAAUGACACUCAAGUUUAAAGCCGAGAAAGCAGAGCUAGAAAGGCGUUUGGCGGAUGCUGCGUCCGAAACCACGUCUCUCGAUGAAGCAAAACGGGAAAUGCAGGCUAAUUUGGAAGAUGAAUAUAAAAGAAAAUCAAAGAGGGAAAGAGAAAACAUCGAAAGCACCCUACAGGGUCUACGGCGUGAGAUAGAAAAGCUGCAAGAGCACAGGAAGCAGCUUCAAAGCCAAAUGGAACAAAGGGAGAGCCAGACUAAGGCAAAUGCCCCACCGUUGUUAGAAACCAACUCGCAGGUAGGGUUUUAAUCAUUGCACCAGUGUCAUUUCUCUUUUGACCUGACAAAACUACAAUCCUGGACAAAAGUCCUUGUGACAGUCAUGCAAUUUCGUAAUCACCAUUAUUUUUUAUGCCGCCUUACAAUAACAUUAAAACAUUACUAUUCUUUAGAAAAAAAAAAAACUAGCGCCUUGCGGGUCCUCUUCCCCCACCGUGUAUAAUUUUGAAAGGGCGAAAAAAACGUGGAAACACGGGCGGGGGGGGGGGGGGGGGGGGGGGAUUGGCAAUCCUCGGGGGUUAAACAAAAAACAACCAAAAAAAAAAAUAAGUACUAACUCUUGUUCUAUGUUAACAAAAAAAAAAAAAAGAAUCAGAAAACCAGUAUCGUUCAUCAUUAAUAUAUUUACAAAAAAUCUUUUCUUUUUAUCAUCACAAAAAAAAAAAAAAAAAAAUUAAAAAAAAAAAAAAAAAAAAAACAGGCCCCCCCCCCCCCCCCCCCCCCCCCUAUAAUAUAAAAUAAACAAAGAAAAAAAAAGGGGGGGGGGGGGGGGGGGGGGGGGGGGGGGGGAGAGGGGAGUAUGGGCAUGCGCAGGGUUUUAACAAAAACGAGCCCCAAAUGCAAAUCUGUCCUAACCGUUUUGCCACGAUUGUAACUGCUAUCCAAGUAAGAUAGAAAGAAUAAGCUAAUGCUUAAUGUAUACAUAUAUGUUUGCUAUUCAUAUGACUUUUUCCAUGGGAAACGAAAAAAUUAAAGGUAUCAUGAUAAACAGAUCUGUCAAUUAAAAAAAAGAUUCCGAAAAGCGUUUAUUAGCGUUUAAAAACCUCGUAUUUAACUACAAAGAAGUGAGCGAGGUGAUUUUAUAGGCCUUUCAAAGAUAAAUGUAAAGAGACAACACCAACACAUUUGGUGGCACAACUCGGGUGUUUCAACAGUCUCACAUUAAAAUGAGUCUUUUACCUAGAAUAGUGUUUAAUUGCAGGUGUUAGCGAAGUUAGACAAUGAGCAUCACGAACAACUGAAAAGAGAGAAGGAACAACACGAAAGCACACUAAAAGACCUCCAAACAGAGAUAGAAAAGCUGCACGAGGAUCUUUCCGAUAUGAAGACAAAGGCCCGUCAAGAGAAGAACCGAGUUAAGGCUGAAUUUGAGAGGGAAAGAGAAGAAAUGGAGGAGCAAUUUGACAAAGAGAGAAACGAAUGGCGCACUAGAAUGAACAUGAUUGCAUCAGUGAGUAGAAUAGCUUUAAAAAUAAACCUUGAACAAACCAUAAUUAUCAACAACAACAACAUCAGGUUGAUGGAAUGCUCCUCCUGACAAUUAAAUUCAAGCUGUCUUCAGCCUCCCCUAAUCAUUCCCCUCGUUAUUUAAUGCCAAACACAUACAAAGUCUGCUGAACGCUGAAGUUUUUGUUGAUUUUCCAUAUACGACCCCACUUCAAUUCAGAGCUCGCUUCUUCGUUACAAUAAGCACCUACGAGUGCACUUUACGAGGAAGUUAUCACCGGUGUCGUGCGUCAGGUUUGUGGUCUGAGGUUCACGUUGGUGCGACAAGACCACGCUCUAGUGGUAAGUCAUUUACCGCAAGGAUCUUUUCACCCUAAAGCAUAACAAUCCCACGUUGGCUAAUUAUAUAAUUAUAUAAUUCAUUUUUAUAGGAAGACAUUUCUCAACUCCGACAAUAGAAGUAAACGGAUGAAUGUCAACAAACUUGGCAGCCAUAAGCUACCACCCUCAAAUAAGGGCAGACGGGUAACGGAAAACUGCUAACCGCAAUGCGGUGUUUGCCGUUUGCGGUAAGAUGCCCAAAUCUCAGCAAGAAGAUCAAUGUGACAAUUGACCAUUAAUGGCCUCCACGGUUGGUACUUGAAGUCCAACCUAAUGGUCCCUAUUGAUAUAAGAGGUUUCUCACGCUAAUUAAAAUUAAGUUGUUAAUUCCUUACCUACGACUUCAUCAUUGCAGAGAUCUGCUGCGCAUCUUGAGCGAGGAUCACGUGAUGGCAGGCAGAGAGACUCCAAUGGAAGAGGAAGAAUGCACCGUGGUGGGAACACAUGAAAAUUUCUAG